Molecule: messenger RNA, 1677 nt
Organism: Zingiber officinale
Lineage: Eukaryota; Viridiplantae; Streptophyta; Magnoliopsida; Zingiberales; Zingiberaceae
Product: zinc finger protein NUTCRACKER-like
Exons: 3
Coding region: 242-1411 (389 amino acids)
Cellular component (GO): nucleus
Molecular function (GO): DNA-binding transcription factor activity
Source: RefSeq, a predicted model, not a curated record
CAAGUCCAAGCUUUUCUUCCCUUGAAAAGUUGAAUCUUUCUCUGUAUUUUUUUUUGCAUGUGUGUGUCACAGUCCACUUAGCCUUUUACGCCUCGAACAAUUUAAUAAUUCAGUUGUCGAUGAAGAGAGAGAGAGAGAGAUCCUUGUGGUAUGCACAUCGGACAACAAUGUCUUCCUCUCGCUCAUAAAUACAAGCGAGAAAGUUGGCAAUUGUCCGUAGGCAAUCAAUUUACAGGUAUUAAUGGCCGGAGUUGCAGAAGCAGUCUCAAAGAUGCCUCCUCCUGUUCCUGCCGUCAAGAAGAAGAGAAGCCUACCAGGAACACCAGAUCCUGAGGCAGAGGUGAUCGCGCUGUCGCCGCGGACGCUGCUGGCGACGAACCGGUUCUUGUGCGAGAUAUGCGGGAAGGGGUUUCAGCGGGACCAGAACCUGCAGUUGCACCGGCGUGGCCACAACCUGCCGUGGAGACUGAAGCAGAGGAGCGGCGAUCGGGCGGCCCCGCGGAAGCGUGUGUACGUGUGCCCGGAGCCGAGCUGCGUGCACCACAACCCAGGGCGGGCGCUGGGCGACCUCACCGGGAUCAAGAAGCACUACUGCCGGAAGCACGGGGAGAAGAAGUGGAAGUGCGAGAAAUGCUCGAAGAAGUACGCGGUUCAGUCGGACUGGAAGGCGCAUGCCAAGACCUGCGGCACCAGGGAGUACCGCUGCGACUGCGGCGUCCUCUUCUCCAGGAGGGACAGCUUCAUAACACACAGGGCUUUCUGCGACGCUCUAGCGGAAGAGACCGCGAGAGUGACCAACGCCGCCUCCAUUGCCGGCAGCCCCGACUACCUUCUUCUCCAACAGGGUUUAAACGCAAAUCCAAACGCCUUUCCCCAUCUUACGCCUCCAACUCAGUUUAAGCCUAACGCUGCCAACAUUAAUCAAUUUCUGGACAUGGGACUUGUCGCCGGCGCCUCCACUUUGUACGGCGACCUCAUCGGCUCGAACCCGAGGCGAUUCGAUUGGAUGCAGAGCAACAAGUUCCAACUGAGUACGUCGGAGUUCACUACCUCCGCUUUGCCGACCGCAAGCAGUUCCAACAGUGCAGUCGAUUUAUCGGCGAGCGCGCCUGCGCUGUUCGCCGCCGCCUCUCUGCAUCACCCGCCGGCGCCGGAUAUGUCGGCGACGGCGUUGCUGCAGAAGGCGGCGCAGGUUGGGGUGACCUCGAGCAUGGGGUUUGCAGGGAGCUUUGAGCCAUCACCGUACAGGUGCCAGAGCACGGCCGAUGGCAGCAAAUUCGACGGAGUGCUGUUCUCUCAGAAUCACGCGAGCAUGCUGAAAGACUUCCUCGGAGGAGAGACCAGGGAUUUCCUGGGCGUCGGCGUUGGACUGCAGUCUUUGUGCCAUUCGUCUGUCGACGGAUGGAUUUGAGGUCGCUGCAGUGACAAAACGACAGCGAAUUCAAAAGGCAUGCAAAAGCAGAUCCAUGUCCCAGUUCUUUUAGUUAGCUCUAUUAUUGCCCUUUCAACUUUUGGAAUAUUUAUAGAGAUUGGCUUUGUUAGUGUCGAGUUGUGGAAUACAAGGGAUCGUAGUGGUGUACAUAAGCAUGCAUGUUUCUACUUUGUAGAGUGGCUUUUAUGUGCUUCACCACUUGUCAACCUUUUCUAUUAAAUUUUAUUGGGACGCAGUAUGAUCAA